Hypanus sabinus (Atlantic stingray) is the source of this 6315-nucleotide messenger RNA. RefSeq names its product fem-1 homolog c (gene fem1c). NCBI's taxonomy places the organism in Eukaryota, Metazoa, Chordata, Chondrichthyes, Myliobatiformes, Dasyatidae. The record is from RefSeq and is a predicted model, not a curated record. The transcript is spliced from 2 exons. Gene Ontology annotation, molecular function: protein binding. Bases 2105 to 3958 code for a protein of 617 amino acids.
UCUGCAACCUCUGUCAUCUUCAAAGGGGCCCUACCACCAAACACAUCUUUACCUCCCCCCGCACUCUCCGCCUUCCACAGGGAUCCAUGAUUCACUGGCCCCUUCGUCCCUCCCCACCGAUCUUCCUGACACUUAUUCCAGCAGGUGGAAGAAGUGUCCAUUCACCUCCACUCAGGACCCCAGACAGCCCUUCCAGGCAAGGCAACACUUCAGCUGUGAAUCUGUUGAAGUCGUCUACUGUAUCUGGUGCCCCUGAUGCAGCUUCCUCUACAUUGGUGAGACCCGACAUAAAUUGGGGGACGGCUUUGUCGACUCCUUUGCUCCAUCCAUAAGAAGCAAGAUUUCCUGUUUUAAUUCCAACCCCCACUCUGACAUGAUGGUUCAUGGCUUCCUCUACUGCCAUGACGAGGCCAGUGUCAGGUUGGAUGAGCAACACCUCAGAUUCUGUCUGGGUAGCCUUCAACCUGAUGGCAUGAAAAUCGGUUUCUCUAACUUAUGCUAAUUUUCCCCUCAACUCUUGGUCCAAUUCCCCAUUCUGGCCCCCUCUUACCUCUUCCCUUCCAACCUGCCUAUCACCUACCUCCCCCUGCUGCCCCUCCUUCUAUUUCUCCCAAGGUCCAUUCUCCUCCCCAACAGAUCCCUUCUUCUCCAGCCCUUUACCUCUUCUACUAUUCGCCUCCCUGGUUCAAAUUUCACACCAGGUAUCCUGCCACCACCCAGUUCUCAUCAUGUUUGAAACACCAUUACUGUUAUACUUUUUUAACCUGUAUCAUAAUUUCACCUAAUUAUUUGUGGUAAUAUUACUUGUGUGUGAAUUAUAUGUACCGAGUGGUGCAGGUCGCCUGGAGAAAUAUUUAAUUUAGCGGUAAACACGUGAACAGUUGAAUGACAAUAAACUGAACUUGAACUUGUUAAUAAAGCUGAUUCUUAAUCGGAUUCUAGGGGGCGGGGGAACUAGCAAUCGACAACAGUUUGAUCUUGUCAAUAUUCUGAACGUUUCUUGCAACAAGUUCAGCUGACGGAAAGUCCUAAACACCGCCACAUUAACUCUGGUUCGUUUUUCAAGAGCUGCUGUCUGAGUUUACGGUAUCUUUGUGGCCUCUUUGUCUUGCUGAUAUGGGGCAGUGAGACACGAACCAGAUAAUUUGCUGUGGGUACACGUCACGUACAUUAGUGUCGGGCUCGGGGAGUCUCUGCAGCGGCCACUGCCUGCACAUUUUAUAAAUAUCUCUACGUUACAGAAAAUGUAUAUUCCAUAUUAGGUAAAUAGAAACCCGGCAGAGGCAUGUGAAACUCUUAGAUGUCAGGGGACAAUUCAUCAUGAUCAUGUGUUUAAAUGCAUCACAGGGGUUAAAAAGACGGAAACUUUUACACGUUAUCAGCUGAAUCCGAGGAAAUGACAUUUGGAUGGGCGUCAUGAGAAGCAAUUUCAGGGGAAGACGAUUCUGUAGGAAUCUUGAGCAACACAAGAAAGCUGACGGAACUCGGCAGGUCAGGCAGCGUCUAUGGAGAACAAAGAGCCGAGGUUGCGGGCCGAGAUUUCUUCAGGACAAAGUUUCUGAGAAGUUUGGUCAGAAUCGAUGCGGAGCGGUACGCUAGGUGGCGCUCAAUGUCAUCACUUUCCUGCCCAAGGCGUUCAAGGACUUUUCCGCCAGCGCUCCGCCCCCCUUUCUGAUUGGCUCCUGAACACCAUGGAAACCGGAUCUCUCCCCGUCAUUAAUGAGCCACGUUCGCCGGGUUUACGGUGGGGCCCUCAGUCAUUGGCCGCACAGCCUUUCAAUCAGGCAGCGGUUCAACUUCCGCUCAUAAAGUUCGCGCGACGGGCUCGGCGUUCGCCUCUGUCGGUUGGGAACUGAGUUUGCUCCGUGAAAAGUGUCCCGGGCGGUUGCUGAGGGGCAAUUACACAAAACGAAUCAGCUCGUACCCGCCUUUUCUGAGCCACCAUGAGCCGGCCGACGGGGAGAGCGUGAGAAGUGAAACUCGAGGAAAAAGUUGGGCGAGUGAAGCGCCGGUCGGAGCCGGAGGAAGGCGGCGGUUGAGGCGGGCGGGCGGGCGCUCGCUCGGAGGCCAGGCCGAGGCUCGGCAGCAGAGCGGAGCGGUCACCAUGGACUUCAAGACGGCGGUGUUCAACGCGGCCCGCGACGGCAAGCUGCGGCUGUUGCAGAAGCUGCUGACGGCCAAGAGCCCCGACGAGGUGUCGGUGCUGGCGGCCGAGAAGACCAACGGCGCCACCGCGCUCUUGAUGGCGGCCCGCUACGGCCACCUGGACGUGGUGGUGUACCUGCUGGAGGAGUGCGGCGCCAACGUGGAGCUCGGCGGCUCCGUCAACUUCGACGGCGAGACGAUCGAAGGGGCGCCGCCGCUCUGGGCCGCCUCGGCCGCCGGCCACUUGCCGGUGGUGAAGUCGCUGCUGGAGCACGGCGCGUCGGUCAACAACACCACCCUGACCAACUCGACGCCGCUCAGGGCCGCCUGCUUCGAUGGCCACCUGGACAUCGUCAAGUACCUGAUCGAACAUCACGCCGACAUGGAGGUGGCGAACCGGCACGGACACACCUGUCUCAUGAUCUCCUGCUAUAAGGGCCACCGCGACAUCGCCAAGUACCUGCUGGAGAAAGGGGCUGAUGUCAAUAGGAAAAGUGUCAAAGGGAAUACAGCUUUGCAUGACUGUGCUGAGUCUGGGAGCCUGGAGAUCAUGAAGAUGUUGCUUAAAUAUGAAGCCAGAAUGGAGAAGGAUGGUUAUGGGAUGACUCCGCUGCUUUCUGCUAGUGUAACUGGUCAUACCAACAUUGUGGACUUUCUAACCCAGCACCCGCAAACAAGUAAAACUGAACGCAUUGAUGCCCUGGAGCUACUAGGAGCCACAUUUGUCGACAAGAAGAGAGAUUUGUUAGGAGCAAUGAAAUACUGGAAGAAAGCCAUGGACAUGCGAUAUAGUGAUGGGGCUAAUAUCCUUGCUAAGCCAGAGCCACAGCAGUUGAUAAUGGCUUAUGAUUAUGCCAAAGAAGUGAUAUCAGUAGAAGAACUGGAAGCAUUGAUUGCUGAUCCAGAUGAGAUGAGAAUGCAGGCAUUGUUAAUCAGAGAAAGGAUACUGGGUCCUUCACAUCCAGAUACAUCUUACUACAUAAGAUACAGAGGUGCUGUUUAUGCUGAUUCUGGCAAUUUUGAGCGGUGCAUCAACUUGUGGAAGUAUGCAUUGGAUAUGCAACAGAAUAAUCUCGAUCCUCUGAGUCCAAUGACAGCAAGCAGUUUGCUGUCUUUCGCUGAGCUUUUUUCUUUUAUGCUGCAAGACCGGACAAAAGGAGUCUUGGGAACCUCAGUAUCUUUUAAUGAUUUGAUGGGGAUAUUGAGCAAAAGUGUCUUUGAAAUAGACAGAGCCAUGAAGCAGGAGCAAGCCCCGUCUGACUUGACCCAGUUGAGCAAAGCCCUGUCAAUAAUCUUGCAUCUAAUCUGUUUGUUAGAGAAGGUGAAAUGUACCUCUGAACAAGAAUAUCUCAAGCGGCAAACUAUCUACAGAUUUCUAAAACUGAACUCUCGAGGAAAGACUGGGUUUUCACCCCUUCAUCUGGCUGUUGAUAAAGAUACUACUUCUGUAGGUCGUUAUCCGGUUUGUAAGUUUCCAUCUCUGCAGGUGACUGCCAUGUUGCUGGAGUGUGGAGCAGAUUUCAAUGCAAGAGACUUUGAAAACAACAGUCCACUGCACAUUGCAGCACGUAACAAUCACCCAGAAAUAAUGAAUCUUCUCAUUAAAGCAGGUGCACACUUCGACACCACAAACUGCCAUAAGCAGACAGCCUGUGAUUUACUGAAUGAGAAGGAAAUGGGGAAAAACUUGAUCCAGCCAAUCAACCACACAACUUUGCAAUGUCUUGCUGCCCGUGCCAUUGUAAAAUACCGAUUAGUUUAUGAAGGUCAGAUUCCAGAAAAACUAGAGGCUUUCAUUUUACUUCACAGAUGAUUCACACAUUAUUUGGAAAUCUGUAAAUAUUUGUAAGAAAUUAGUCAUGUGCUUUAGUUCAUCUGUAUGCUAAAGGAUGUUGAAUGGAUUCAGCAGCUUUUAGUGAAUUAUGGCUGCAUGUUAUUUUUGCUGCCUUGGUCACCUUGCACCCAGUUCAUGCACAGUGAUAAUGCAUGUAUGGAAAGUAUAUUGUAUCUGUUCAUACGUAUUUUAAUAGAUAAAAAUGUAUGCUGCUUUGCUUUUGGUUAUACUUUGGAUUGAUUAGUUUGCAGUUUUAACAAACUCUAAACUUUGUUAUACUAGUGGAAUUGUACUUUCAACCUGUCUAUAAGUAUCUCUACUGGUGUGUUAUGCAAUGUUCAGUUUCUUAAAACAAAAUCAGGUAUGUCAUUUUGUUUUGAUACUGCAUAUUGUGGACCAUUUUGUUCUGCACACUGUCACAGCUAGCUUUAACAUUGUUAAUACCUUAAGUGCUUUUAAGUUUCCAGUGAAGUGACUUGGAGAAAGGACUGCUCUGUUAACACGCCACUAUGCAGAACCUGGAACUUGAUUGGAUGUUGGAUAUAUUUCUCAUGCUCGUAGUGUGUAUUCACUUAGUUUAAAAAGUUUUUUAUUAAAUCAAACUGCUUAAGGCAUUUCAGACACUUUGCUGUUGGAAGUACCUAGGGGCUCUUUGUAUAUAAAUAGGGCUUUCACCCUUAAAUUGCUGCAUUUGACUUAUUAAAAUGUCUAUUAUCAGGGGGGUUAUAAGCUGCCAUCAAAGGAGUCUGCAACUCAAGUUAAUGCAUCCCCAUCUUAAGAUCCAGUUCUUUUGAUGGCUUUUUAUGGGAAGCUUAAAAUUUAUUUUCUUUAUUUUGAAGUCAGCCUGCCUCCUGUGGGGUAUUUAUAAUUGCCACCUCUGCAUCAGAAAUUUGUCUGAUAAAUAGCAUCCACUUUACUGUCAAACAGAAAGGAUUACUUUUUUGAAAGUUGUUGGAUUCAGAUAGUCACUGUAUUUCUGCACUUUACUGAUAGAAAUAAGAAUGGCACAUUGGCCACGUAUGUCUUAAAAGAAGCGUUCACAAUAAAAUGCAAAACUCUGCACUUGCCUAUGCUAGUGUCAAAUUGUUCAGCCAGCUGAUGUCUGUGGGUGCAGAGAUUUAAAGUAUUGCUGUUUUGAUUUACUAGUAGCAUCAUUUAAUCUAUAGAUGUCUUGAACACAACUGGAAUUCAUUUACUUGUAUUGACUAACAGUAAGAUAUUCAGUACAAGUGGGAGAAAAUUGUGUACAUUUGUUGAUUUCAGCGCUUUAGUUUAUUUGAAGCUUCCCUAAACUAAGGACGGGUAUUGGCACUCUGGAGCUUUGAGUUCUUCACUUGUCUCAGCUCUGUGCUGAAAUAAACUUAAAGUAACAUUUAUGAGUUAUGUUUGAAUUACAUAAUUUUUCUCCAUAAUUUGCUUUGGUUGAAUGCAUUAUCUUUAUCAUUUUCUGUGGUCAUUAAUCUCGACCCUUUUUUUUUUCAAACCAAGCCCUGUGUUGGGUACACCUUUGGCAUUUUAUUGAAUUUUCUACAGAUGCAUUGAUUACUAUUCUUAAGAUUAGCUUCUAACAUUAUUAAUGAUCAAACUCCUAUUUGAAACAGAUGACUGUGAGAAGAGUCUUGGCAACUAUCAUUGCCAAAACUAUUGGUUUUGUGUGGCUUUAUGGGGUAUCCAGUAUUGAGUCCUUUUCAUUAAGGGACUUGUUUGUGGGUUGUGUUGAAUUUCGAGCUUAUCACUUAUGUAAUGCUUCUGUAUGACCUUGCUGAUCUAUAUUGUCUUAAUCUUGUUUAAUUUUGCUGUAUUUUUGCACGUUAACUUCCUCCCAGACUUGCAAAAUUCCUCUGAAAGCAACAUUGUUUUAACUGUCAUCUUCUAUGCACUUUUUUCUUCAUGGUUUUUAGCAGUGCCUUGGGAUAUCAAGGUCUUGGUUCUGAAACCAAUUCUUGCAUGCUUUCACAUCAGAAUUUGUAAGUAUAGUAGAUAGAAAAUUUUGCUACAAGGUUGUAAUUAUUACAAUGCACUUGCACCUUACACCUUAAAGACAUACUUUUCCAUUGAAACACAUUUACAAAACUGUCGCCCAAGUGUUUUUGCUCAAUUUAUAACUAAAACUGCAUAGUACAUGCUAAAUUAUUAGUAUUUAUAUUUGUCAAGCUGCUACCUGUAAGUGUAAGGAGUUUGUAUGUUUUUCCCCUGACUGUGUGGGGUUCCUCUGGGUGCUUUGCUUUCCUCCCACAUUCCAAAGACAUAUGGGUUAGUAGGCUCGUUGGGCUGGAAGGGCCUGUUACCGUGCUGUAUCUCUAAAUAAAAAUAAAAUUUCUAUAAUUUGGUGUGAA